Bactrocera tryoni is the source of this 1211-nucleotide messenger RNA. RefSeq names its product putative gustatory receptor 77a (gene Gr77a). Gene Ontology annotation, cellular component: membrane. Gene Ontology annotation, biological process: sensory perception of taste. Lineage: Eukaryota; Metazoa; Arthropoda; Insecta; Diptera; Tephritidae. The transcript is spliced from 3 exons. The record is from RefSeq and is a predicted model, not a curated record. The coding region runs from base 197 to 1180 and encodes 327 amino acids.
CGGCCGUUAAAUACGCAAAUCUCCCAAGUGUAUUUUUCGCGCCCAUUACGCUACUACAGCCUCUUCAUUCUGCUGAUCCUCAGCAGUGCUGUCCUUUGUCGGCUUCAGCCGAUUUUCAUUCUUGCAUAUAUGUGUCAUCGGCACGCUAAUACGUCAAUACCGCAAGCAACGGGAGCUCAUCACGUGCACCAAUCGCAUGCUGCGUUUGCAGCGGAGCAUAAGCCGGAUUGCCAGCCAGCUGCGAAGCAAUGCAGGACACAUCCCACCGCGGCCACAAUAUGACAGAUACACGGCGUUCAUGUUAUGUUGUAAGCUGAUACCGUUACUAUUGUCACCCACAUGGACUAUAUUCAUUGUGCGGAUAGAGCAUGUGCUGCAGCGUCCCGCAUACCUCGUUGCGCUGCUCAUCCUCUACUAUUGCCAGCUGGCUUUGCAGUUAACGCUCAGCACUUACUUUGUGAACACCUUGAUGUUGGCGCAGCAAAGCAAGAAGGUGAAUGCGCUAUUGCGGACAGUCUUGCAACAAGCCGCUAAGUAUUCGUUGCAUUCACGGCCAUUCAAUACGCGUUGUCGAUAUCAGUUUCACACGCUGGUGUACAUAAUAAAGCGACUACGUUCGGCUCACGAGGCAAAUUCUCAAAUCAGUGGCUCAAUGACGCGCCUCUAUGGUCCUCAGCUGGUGGCCUUUCUCGGUUUUGUGUUGACCGAAUGCACUGUGCAGUUUUUCGUGCUCUACUUCACAUCUUGCAGUCAACAUGCUGCAUUUCCAUUUAGACCAGCACCACAGUCACGAGGAGAAUUCUGUUAUAUAAGAUGGAAUAUAUGGGCUAUGGUUUACGUCUUUGGCUUGCUCAGUGACAUGUCUUUGGUUGUCAGUGCAGCACAUCAACUGCAAUCACGUGUACAAGCCACACGAGUCGUGCUGGCGGAAGGUAGUGCUCGUUUGCCGUUGUUGCAAGCCAUGUGCCGCCAUUGCAGCGAUGUACAGUUGGCGCGUACGUUGGCCGACUUUGCUCUCUAUUUGCGCAUGGAUAAUCAACAACAACCUAAGAUUGGGCGACGCUAUGUUUCUGUUAUGAUAUGUGGCCUGUUUGCUAUGGAACGUCGUUUGAUAUUUGUCAUUUUGCAAACAAUCUUAAAUUAUCUGCUCAUACUUAUCCAAUAUGACAAAGUUACUUAAGAAAAUGUAUUAUUAUCCUUCAAUCACAUUG